UCUGGGAUAUUUUGUCCCAAUUUUCGACAAGCAGUGCAGUAAGCUUCAUAUUGAACCAAUGGAAGCUUACCCGAUUUCCUUAGUUCUUCGAUGAAUUCUUCUCUUAUGUCGGAAGGAUCGGGAACUCGUCUAGCAAAAGGUGAAAGAGAGGCAGAAAAAAGGGCUGAAUUCCGAAUGAAAAGAGAAGCUGAAGAAGAAGAAAGAGAAAAGAUGCAAGUGCUGGUGUCUAAUUUCACAGAAGAGCAGCUGGACAGAUACGAAAUAUACAGGCGAUCAGCGUUCCCGAAAGCGGCCAUCAAGCGUUUGAUGCAAACCAUUACCGGCUGUUCAAUAUCUCAAAACGUGGUCAUCGCUAUGGCUGGCAUCGCCAAAGUUUUCGUCGGCGAAGUAGUCGAAGAAGCUCUUGACGUCAUGGAGCAAUGGGGCGAUAGCGGUCCACUUCAGCCCAAGCACUUGAGAGAAGCCGUCAGAAGAGUGAGGAAUCGAGGAGGCAUCCCGGGAUCGAAACCGUUCGCCAAAGCCUUUUGAAACCUUAACUUUACGUCGAACUCAACUAUCCUGUCAGUCUCAUUUAUCUUGUGUAAACUUUCGAAUAAGAAAAAAAUAAAUAAAUAAAAGAUUC
Messenger RNA from Daphnia pulex (common water flea), 622 nucleotides. RefSeq names its product transcription initiation factor TFIID subunit 11-like. Gene Ontology annotation, biological process: transcription initiation at RNA polymerase II promoter; RNA polymerase II preinitiation complex assembly. Gene Ontology annotation, molecular function: protein heterodimerization activity; transcription coactivator activity. The record is from RefSeq and is a predicted model, not a curated record. NCBI's taxonomy places the organism in Eukaryota, Metazoa, Arthropoda, Branchiopoda, Diplostraca, Daphniidae. Gene Ontology annotation, cellular component: nucleus; transcription factor TFIID complex. Bases 91 to 528 code for a protein of 145 amino acids. The transcript has 4 exons.